AUGAGGACGGGUAUGUUGACUCAAGGGCCCGGUGGCACUGACUCAUACUAUCCUGCUGCAGAAACACAGGAACAGAUGACGAUUGAUCGAAAAAUCAAUCACAAUGAAGCACACAUUGCCAUGCCUACAGUGGAGAAUUCGAUUCUUAACAAAGGUAUAACUGAGUAG
Messenger RNA from Ostertagia ostertagi, 168 nucleotides. NCBI's taxonomy places the organism in Eukaryota, Metazoa, Nematoda, Chromadorea, Rhabditida, Trichostrongylidae. The record is from the annotation of a GenBank genome assembly.